Capsicum annuum is the source of this 1706-nucleotide messenger RNA. RefSeq names its product transcription factor UNE10-like. The record is from RefSeq and is a predicted model, not a curated record. Gene Ontology annotation, molecular function: protein dimerization activity. NCBI's taxonomy places the organism in Eukaryota, Viridiplantae, Streptophyta, Magnoliopsida, Solanales, Solanaceae. Bases 215 to 1435 code for a protein of 406 amino acids. Gene Ontology annotation, cellular component: nucleus. The transcript has 6 exons.
UAAAACAGAUACCAAAACUUAUCCAUUUGAAAUGCAGGCUUUUAUUUCUACUACAUGGUGUGUAUACAUUAAAUAGUCAGCUGAAUAUCAAAUCCUGUAGGGGACCAGAAGAUACUGAACUACAUUUUCAGUAUAAAAGAGGGAAAGACAACUCGAUAUUAGGGACUGGAAGUAACUUAGAAUUAAGAGGGUACACUGUGUCGAAGGCAUCAACAUGAGUCGUCAUACUUGGAAUUUUAGUCACCAAAAACAAGAACAACAAAUAGUAGAAGAAGAAGAGGAGAACAGAUAUCCCCGUGGCCACGUGCAUAACCAGCAGGAUCGGAAUCAUCUUGACCCCAUGUCCAGUAAGUGUGAAGUUGCAGAGUUAACAUGGGAAAAUGGGCAAGUCGCCAUGCAUAGACUUGGAAGCAACCUCCCCAAGGAGCAAGCAAAACACACAUGGGGAAAGGCUGGUGACACACUAGAGUCAAUUGUACAUCAAGCCACUUUCCAAAAUCAAAAUCACAGUAGUAAAUUAAUGGGAAUUAGUGAUGGCCAUAAUACUCAGGCAAACAUCGACAGGGAGAAAAAUGCAUCCUAUGGUGGUCAACAAACAAGAGGAGUACUAAAGAGGAUGAGAUCAGAUUCUGACCCCCAAUUAUACAGUGGUGGAAGAUCAGUAGAACUUAUAAGCGCCCAAACAAAUGCUAAGGAAAAUGAUAUCACCAUGGUGACAUGGCCUUGUAACGAGGAUUCUGACUGCCAUGGUGACUCGGAAAACAAGGAGGAAGAACGUGAAACAAAAAGCUCCAACCUAUUAAAACGCAGCCGAAGAGCUGCUAUUCAUAACCAGUCAGAGCGGAGACGCCGAGAUAGAAUCAACGGAAAGAUGAAAGCUCUGCAGAAGUUGGUGCCAAAUGCAAGCAAGACAGAUAAAGCGUCAAUGCUGGAGGAAGUGAUAAGGUACUUAAAGCAGCUUCAAGCACAAGUUCAGUUGAUAACCAGUGCUAGAAAUAUGGAGCAACAAAUGAUGAUGAUGUCUCUAGGAAUGCAACCACAUAUUCAAAUGCCUUUACUAGCAAGAAUGGGCAUGGAUAGUACUGCAGGAAUGCUUAACAAUAUGACUGCUAAUUUACCUCGAGCUCCUUAUCACUCUCUUACUGCAGCUCCGCUCUUUUAUCCAACCUCAUCAAUUCCCACUCUUUGUCCUCCCUUCAUGUCACCAGCUUUUGCCAUGACAUCAUCCAUUCCUAAUGGCGACGCCGUCAGCUCUGCAGCUGCCCCUAAUGUUGCAACCACUUCAGUCCCUUUUAACCACCCCUAUAGUGCAUUUCUACCUCAAUCAAUGAAGAUGGAGUUCAAUAAUGAGAUGGCAUCCCAGUAUCAGUCAAUGCAGACAAGAAACAGCAAGUUCAACCAGGAAAACAUCAAUAUCCAAGACCAAAAAGAAUAAUGAUCAGAAUAUAUGCAUACUCACAUUUUUCUUAUACUACAUUAUAUUCCUCCAUUUGAUGCAUUUUCACGUAAACUACUUAGGUAUUUUAUAUAGUAUGGUAUAAAUUGUGGUAUGGUCUAAGUUUAAUUUGCUGUAAUAUUCUAGCAUAAAAGAUCUCGUGUACAUCAUUGUCUUAGUAUAUAUAAAAUUGAAGUACCCUUCCAAUUUUCGUAAUUGUACCAGACUACCCGUCAGUAUAUAUGGAAUCAAAGCUUGUUAUGAUUGGUUC